Molecule: messenger RNA, 3449 nt
Organism: Branchiostoma floridae (Florida lancelet)
Lineage: Eukaryota; Metazoa; Chordata; Leptocardii; Amphioxiformes; Branchiostomatidae
Exons: 15
Coding region: 99-2522 (807 amino acids)
Molecular function (GO): carbohydrate binding
Source: RefSeq, a predicted model, not a curated record
ACUACGCGUACGAAAUAAAUUCUAUUCCACAGACAAACAUGACCAGUUGAUGUUUUAGAUCUCUUCAAUAAGGCCGCGUUUUCUACUCUUGGUUCUUCAUGCUCUUGCAGGUGAACAGAAUGGAUCCCCGUUGGGCCUGUUUGACCCUUUUCCUGGUGUUACUGGCGGACACAGCGAGAGGCCAAGGUUGUGGACUAUCAGCGUUUCGCCACGUCCCCGGAACUCAUUGUCGGGGAGAUGUAGUAGACAGACCGAACGUUGGUUCUGCCGAUGCCUGUGCUCAAGCGUGCUGUGACAACCCUGCCUGCAAGUCAUUCCAGUACAGCACACACAACUUCUGCCUUCUGAUAAGCAAGAUCUGUACUGAUGAGGAGAAGUUGUCUAUACCGCAUGGCAACAUGUACGAUCGGAUUCAAGGUGAAGCAAAACCACAAGCAUCAGCAGGUUGUGGACUAUCAGCGUUUCAACACGUCCCCCAAACUCAUUGUCCGGGAUAUGAGAAUCUCGUAGAUAGACCCCAAGUUGGUUCUGUCGAGGCCUGUGCUAAAGCGUGCUGUAACAACCCUGCCUGCAAGUCAUUCCAGUACAGCAUACACAACAGAUGCUAUCUCAUAAGCAAGAUCUGUAGUGAUGAGGAGAAAAAGCCUACACCCAUGGGCAACAUGUACGAUCGGAUUCAAGAUGAAGCAAAACCACAAGCAUCAGCAGGUUGUGGACUAUCAGCGUUUCAACACGUCCCCCAAACUCAUUGUCCGGGAUAUGAGAAUCUCGUAGACAGACCCCAAGUUGGUUCUGCCGAUGCCUGUGCUAAAGCGUGCUGUAACAACCCUGCCUGCAAGUCAUUCCAGUACAGCAUACACAACAGAUGCUAUCUCAUAAGCAAGAUCUGUAGUGAUGAGGAGAAAAAGCCUACACCCAUGGGCAACAUGUACGAUCGGAUUCAAGCAGGACCCUCGGGGCCCCGUCGCGUGUGUGAACACCAAAGGCUGAGCAUCAGUUGUCCUGCUGGACAACAGAUCAACAUCGUGUCUGCCCUGUACGGCAGGACCACACGGGCGGUUUGCCCCAGCGGCCCCAUCCGCACCACCAACUGCCGCAGCUCCACCAGCCUGGCUCGGGUCAGAGCCAGCUGCCAGGGGAAGUCCACUUGCUCUAUGGCGGCCUCCAACGGCGUGUUCGGGGAUCCUUGUGUGGGCACGUACAAGUACCUGGAAGUGAGCUCUACCUGCAUCCUAGCACCUCCAGCGGUACCACAAGGACCUGCAGUAGCACCACCAGCAUCACGUGCACCAGGUUGUGGACUAUCAGCGUUUCGCCACGUCCCCCGAACUCAUUGUUCGGGAAGAAAAAAUUACCUAAGCAGACAUAAGGCUGGUUCUGCCGAUGCCUGUGCUAAAGCGUGCUGUGACAACCCUGACUGCAAGUCAUUCCAGUACAGCAUACACAAAACAUGCUUUCUCAUAAACAAGAUCUGUACUGAUGAGGAGAAAAAGCCUACACCCAUUGGCAACAUGUACGAUCGGAUUCAAGGAGAAGCAAAACCACAAGCAUCAGCAGGUUGUGGACUAUCAGCGUUUCGCCACGUCCCCCGAACUCAUUGUUCGGGAAGAAAAAAUUACCUAAGCAGAUCUAAGGCUGGUUCUGCCGAUGCCUGUUCUAAAGCGUGCUGUGACAACCCUGACUGCAAGUCAUUCCAGUACAGCAUACACAAAACAUGCUUUCUCAUAAACAAGAUCUGUACUGAUGAGGAGAAAAUAUCUACACCCAUUGGCAACAUGUACGAUCGGAUUCAAGCAGGACCCUCGGGGACCCGUCGCGUGUGUGAAAACCAAAGGCUGAGCAUCAGUUGUCCUGCUGGACAACAGAUCAACAUCGUGUCUGCCCUGUACGGCAGGACCACACGGGCGGUUUGCCCCAGCGGCCCCAUCCGCACCAUCGACUGCCUCAGCUCCACCAGCCUGACUCGGGUCAGGACCAGCUGCCAGGGGAAGUCCACUUGCUCUAUGGCGGCCUCCAACGGCGUGUUCGGGGAUCCUUGUGUGGGCACGCACAAGUACCUGGAAGUGAGCUCUACCUGCAUCCCAGGACCCUCGGGGACCCGUCGCGUGUGUGAAAACCAAAGGCUGAGCAUCAGUUGUCCUGCUGGACAACAGAUCAACAUCGUGUCUGCCCUGUACGGCAGGACCACACGGGCGGUUUGCCCCAGCGGUCCCAUCCGCACCACCAACUGCCGCAGCUCCACCAGCCUGGCUCGGGUCAGGACCAGCUGCCAGGGGAAGUCCACUUGCUCUGUGUCGGCCUCCAACAGCGUGUUCGGGGAUCCUUGUGUGGGCACGCACAAGUACCUGGAAGUGAGCUCUACCUGCAUCCCUUCCAAACGUAUGGUUGAGGCGAGGGAGACCCUGCAAGGCUUACGCGACGUCUUGCUGGAUUUGGAGGAGGUAGCCGAGAUCGAGCAGGAGACCAGGGAGCUGGAAGACAUGGGAGAAGACGUCGGCAUGGCGGCUGAAGAUGACGAGUGAAAGUCAUCCAAACGCGCCUCAACUCUCAAGCGACUAUCCUAUAACUAGCAAUAAGCUUAUCGGAACUGGUCAUUUAUGACUCCACACAACCCUUUGUUAUCCUUGUCAUUGGGAACAUAAACAAAUGACAGAACAACUCAUGUGAAAGAGCAAAACUUGCAAAGAAGGACGGACGAGUCGAUAGUAAUUUAAUGUGUAAAACAUAAAUACAGGUGUUUCGAUCGCUUGAGGCAUAUUGUAGGUGCCAUUUUAGAUUUGAGAAUGGAGCACAGAAGACGAGACAGAUUAGAAUUACAUGCUUCUAACCGACUGAGAUUUAGUUAUGGGGCCCAAGUAGCAAAGGUUUGAGAGAAGUUUGAUUUACAUGUUUCUAACCUAAUAAGAUUUUGUUAUGGGGUUCAAGUAGCAGAGUUUUAAAAUGUUUGAUUUCCAUGUUUCUAACACAAUAAGAUUUAGUUAUGGGGUAGCAAAGUUUUGAGAAAAGUUGUAAGUACAAGAUUCUAACCUAGUGGGUUUAAGUUACGGGGAUCAAGUAGCAGAGUUUUUGAAAAAUGGUCGAAUUAAAGGUUUCUAAUAUAAAUGGAUGUCACAGUAAUCAUUCGGUUCAACUAACAAAAUGCUUUUUAGGGAAGUAGAUGUUACAUACAUAUAUUAUGUACACACGCACGUGCACACACACGAGCGCCCUUACCGUUUUCACAUUUAUAUAAUAUUACACAUAUUACAAAAAAUCAACUGAAAGACAAUGAUCUCAAAGUCAAAGAACACCUUUUAUCAAGCGAUUUGUAACGAAGUUAAGGUUCUUUUAUGAUCUCAUCUCAUGUCCCUCAAUACAACCUUUAAACACUGUUUCUUACAGCUUAUGGAAUUCUAUUGAUGAACAUUUUAAAUAUGUGGAAUGAUAAUAAAGUUGGUGUUCGGUUUAAA